This is a messenger RNA of Populus trichocarpa (black cottonwood), 1767 nucleotides long. Its product is annotated as ultraviolet-B receptor UVR8. The transcript is spliced from 15 exons. The record is from RefSeq and is a predicted model, not a curated record. Bases 165 to 1424 code for a protein of 419 amino acids. NCBI's taxonomy places the organism in Eukaryota, Viridiplantae, Streptophyta, Magnoliopsida, Malpighiales, Salicaceae.
ACCAUCUCACAAAUUAAAAGUCCCGUAGUCUCUAGAGAAGUCUACCAACCUGCUUAAAAAAACUACGUUGCAUUCUUCUAAACCAUUCAUCAACCUCUCUGCACAAAGGAAACUGGUUGGAUCGAUCGAUAAUCAAGAAAAACCUGAAAAUAAAUUGGUUGAAAAUGAGAAAAAAUAGUGUGUUAAUAGGAGGAGGAUUAGGUUAUUGUUAUAAACGAUGGAUGUCGUCGUCGUCAAGCAAAGGAAGAAAGAGAUCCGCAGCAGUGUGGGGUAAUGGUGACUACGGAAGAUUAGGAUACGGAAACUUAGAUUCUAUGUGGAGACCUAAGCUUAUGAAUUCCUCUUCCUUUCAUAAUUCUAAUCUCAAAUCCAUUUCUUGUGGCGGUGCUCACACUCUCUUCUUAACAGAAACUGGGCGUGUUUAUGCCACCGGUCUUAAUGAUUUUGGACAGCUCGGCGUAUCAAACAACACUACUUAUUGUAUGGAGCCACUUGAAGUUUCUGGUCUCAAAAAGGAAAUUGUGCAAAUUUCAGCUGGUUAUCAUCACUCAUGUGCUAUUACAGUGGAUGGAGAGCUCUAUACGUGGGGAAAGAACUCAAAUGGACAGCUGGGUCUUGGAAAAAAGGCUGAAAACGUAGUCCCUGUACCAACAAAAGUAGAAUGUUUGAGCGGAAUCAACAUUAAAAUGGUAGCUUUGGCUUCAGAGCACUCAAUUGCAGUUACUGAUGGAGGUCAGGCCUUGAGUUGGGGAGGAGGAGGAUCUGGGCGACUUGGUCAUGGCCAUCAAUCAAGUCUUUUGGGGUUUUUUAGAAGCAGCAGUGAAUAUACACCUAGACACAUUAAGAAACUUGAAGGGGUUAAGGUUAAAAACAUUGCUGCCGGCUUGCUUCAUUCAGCCUGCAUUGAUGAGAACGGCUCUGUCUACAUAUUUGGUGAAAAAGCAGUAGAUAAACUGGCUUUUGGAGAUGCGAACAACGCAACGACGCCAUCUAUGAUAGGCAAAUUGCCUUAUUCUCAAGAAGUAGCAUGUGGUGGCUAUCACACAUGUGUUAUAACUAGUGGUGGUGAACUAUACACUUGGGGCUCAAAUGAAAAUGGUUGUCUUGGCAACGGUUCUAUUGAUGUCUUGCAUAUUCCGGAGCGAGUUGAAGGCCCUUUUUUGAGAUCUCCUGUUGAAAAGGUAUCUUGUGGUUGGAAGCAUACAGCAGCGAUUUCAGAAGGCAAUGUGUUUACCUGGGGCUGGGGAGGUUCACAUGGAACAUUUUCUGAAGAUGGACUUUCUUCUGGUGGACAAUUGGGUCAUGGGGAUGAUUUUGACUACGUAAAUCCUACAUUGGUUGCCUUCGAGAAGAAAAUGAAAGCAUUGGAAGUGUCAUGUGGGUUUAAUCACACAGGUGCCAUACUUGAAAGUGUUGAUGCUUAAGCCAUGGUUACGGUUCUUCAGUGAAUGGAAGCGGUUUUGAGUUUUUACUGUUAUUUCAUUCAUUAUUUGGCUUUAACAUAUUCAAAUGCCAAUUAAAUAAUCAUCAGUCAUCAACUCCGAGACUAUCUGUUCAUACUCCGAACUCCAGAACGGUGCACUGUACAUGAUGAGGUCAAUGUAACCUGUAUAUCCUUGCAUUUACUAAAAGUAAACUAUUACAGUGCGAAAACCUAAAAUAUGUGCGAAAACCACUGUAUACAUGUAUUUUAUUAUGGAUUGUAAUAGUAAAUUGAUGAUUUUAUUAGUAAAAAAAAUCACAUAAAACUGUCUUUCAAGAGUAAAA